AUGAGUUCCUACCCAUCCAGUGGUCGACGGCGGCCUAUUACCCGAACGGAAGCCGAAGAAAGGGCACUGGAUAAGAUUUCUAGAGAGGCUGAAGCUCGAAUGAAGUUGAAAAGAGAAACACGAGAGCAAGCUAGACAAGGAAGAUAUCAAUUGUUAGAAAAAAAAGUUGAAGAAGAUGCCGAGGCGUUUCGACAUGAUACCGCUUCAACCUCUAACACGAACGGAGUGUCUUCAUCUAAUCAAACUCAGGAGCAGUUGCAUGACAAAGUUAUUGAAUUGCAAGACCGUGUACAGCAAGUCAUGUUUUUAUAUUCGCAGUUAGAUAAUGAAAAGUCGACAUUGUUGUAUGAGGUGGAUCUUCUGAAAGACGAACUAGAAGAAAAAGAUGCUUCAUUGAAUCUAUCAUCUAGAGAAUGUCGCGAUUUGACGAGUGAAGUGAAAGCAUUGAAACGUACAAUCGAUGCAUUGCACACAACUCAACAACAGCUGAAACAUGAAAUUUCACAACGGGACCAACUUAUUCAGGAAAAUGGGUUAUGUCUGGUUGAAGAAGAUCCUGAAGAGGAAGGGUCCGAAUCGUCGAACAACGCAUCUGGAGAAAUAAGAUCUGGACCUUAUCUCUUCAAACGAGAGACAAUUCGUUUGGUGGAUAGAGUUGUUCCUGGAGCAGCAAGUCUUGAUGAAAAGAUUCAGAAACUUAUCGAUACGAACAAGAAAAUGCGCAAAGAUUAUGAAGAGCUUGAACAAACCAUAUACACUCAGAGACAUGCUCGUAAUCAGCGAGAUUCAACAAAUGUGAUGCCAAAUCAAGGAGUCGACGAUGUCAAUAAAGACGCUGCCAAGCAACUUGCGGAGAUGAAGCUCAAAAUGCAAGAUCUGGAGCGUGAGAAUACGAACCAGCAAGGGAAUGUGAUCCGUAUGGAAGGGCAAAUGAAGAGGUACAAGUCGAAUGCGGACGCUGCUGAAAAGGAACUAGACGAAUUGAAAACGCAAAUGCGGCAAGUGAAAAAAGAGCUUCGUGACAAAGAAAACGCUCUGGAUGAGCAGAAAGAGAUGAAUAAACAUUUACAAAGCCGUCUGGAAAAGAUGAGAAUGCAACGAACCGGUCGCCCGUUAUAG
Caenorhabditis briggsae is the source of this 1119-nucleotide messenger RNA. RefSeq names its product Protein CBR-FLAP-1 (gene Cbr-flap-1). Gene Ontology annotation, biological process: regulation of DNA-templated transcription. The transcript is spliced from 11 exons. The record is from RefSeq and is a predicted model, not a curated record. Bases 1 to 1119 code for a protein of 372 amino acids. NCBI's taxonomy places the organism in Eukaryota, Metazoa, Nematoda, Chromadorea, Rhabditida, Rhabditidae.